This is a messenger RNA of Owenia fusiformis, 1431 nucleotides long. NCBI's taxonomy places the organism in Eukaryota, Metazoa, Annelida, Polychaeta, Sabellida, Oweniidae. The record is from the annotation of a GenBank genome assembly.
AUGAAGAUCUACCUGCAAAUCGGAGUAAUGGCGCUGUUCGUAAUGUGCUUAGAAGGAGAGAUAUUUACAUCACUUUAUCAGUUAGAGAUACUACUGCAACAAGAAAGAGAAAUGUUUGCUGCUUUGAACAAAACAAUAGACGAACAAUCAAACAAGAUUGCAACAUUGAAAAGGUUACAAGCUGCCAUUCGAGAUGUAACGUUAUUAGAUAAGGCGUUUCAAGGGUUGACAUUAGAAAAUGUAGUUCCAGAUGAUGAACCAUUGGUAGAUGAAAAACAUAACGUUAUAGAUGAACUUCAUCUGAUCCGCAGGUUCGAGACAUUAUGGAAAGAUGUGUUCAGGGCUAUCAGCAAAUCUAAUCAAGUGCAACAAGAUUUCACAUCAAGUAUGGGGGGUUUUAUGGAAAGUCCAGACUCUCCAAAUGUUGUCGACUACAUAGGAGCUGUCGGAUCUUUGAUUAAAAUCCAAGAAUCGUUUGCUAUAAACAUUACAUCUAUGUCUCGUGGUGACAUACUUGGGAAAAUGUCAAGAACGCCUCUGACAAAAGGGGACUGCAUGGCAAUUGGUAAUGUUAAAGCAUUGCAAGGCGUCUCUAAAAACAUUUGGUUUGAAGUUGCGUCACGCCAAACAACAUCCACACUCGAUGGUUUUUGUGAUAAUCUGAAUGUCCCUAUAAAUAAGCCUAGACGACCAACUGCUAUAAAACAUAAAUCACAAACACAGAAUCAUGCUGCAGACACAUCGACUAUUGCAGCAGAUGCUCAGACUCACGUCUUUUCUCUAUGUAGGGGAGAGACGCAACAAAGCACAAGCGUGAGAUCCAAGCUGACGUGCCACUACAGGCGGACCUUGAUUCCCUACAAGCGUUGGAAGGAGGAAGUCUUGAACUUUGAUCCAUGGGUUGCCCAACUCCAUGAUUUUAUGAGAGAUGAGGAGAGUGACUUCUUCAUGCAGGAAUCUAAAAAGACGUUGGUGCCAAGUGUCGCAGGUCGAGUGGUAGACGGUGUCAAGUAUGGGACAACUGGUUAUGUACGAGUUGGGAAAGUAGCUUGGUUUUUGGACAACCACACAGACCCGACAGUUGGAUUGAUCAGCAGGAGGAUAGAAGAGUUGACAACAUUUGACACCAAGUGGAGGGAGACAGGACCCUCCGGUGCCGAACCAUUUCAGACGGUUGGCUAUGGCAUUGGAGGGAAUCUUAUGCCACAUAUGGACCAUCAUAAUGCAUCAAAAUUCGAAAGAGAUGGCAUGAUGAAAAACUCUGGGAACAGAAUGGUGACAAUGUUGCUCUAUGUGGGACGAAUCAUGUAAAUCUCCAAUCUCAAUAAAAUAGAUACACGGAUUGAGCCAGCUUUGUCCAAAACGUGUUGACAAACAGACAUACGGAUGGAUGAACAGACAGAGGAAAUGACCGAAGUUCAAGUUCACGAC